Molecule: messenger RNA, 1743 nt
Organism: Penaeus indicus
Lineage: Eukaryota; Metazoa; Arthropoda; Malacostraca; Decapoda; Penaeidae
Product: homeobox protein unc-4 homolog
Exons: 8
Coding region: 1-1743 (580 amino acids)
Biological process (GO): regulation of transcription by RNA polymerase II
Molecular function (GO): RNA polymerase II transcription regulatory region sequence-specific DNA binding; DNA-binding transcription factor activity, RNA polymerase II-specific
Source: RefSeq, a predicted model, not a curated record
AUGGUUAUUGUGUGGGCCAUUGGUCGCUCCCCAUUGUCAUCUGAACAUCCUAUUAACAAUCCAAACAAGGCCGUUAUCGAGCAAAUUACUUGUUACGAUUGUUCCAGCAUGUUCUGUUACCACUGUCCGCCGAGCCUACAUCCGGGGUCUUCGCCAAGGAUACCAACGCUCGAAUUCCCUUACUCUCCGGCACACCCUUACACCAGCUACAGCUACCACCCGGACCUCCACGACGAGACCUUCGUCAGGAGGAAGCAGAGGAGAAACCGGACGACGUUUACCCUUCAGCAGCUGGAGGAACUGGAAAAUGCUUUCGCGCAGACACACUACCCAGACGUGUUCACAAGGGAAGAACUGGCCAUGAAGAUCAACCUGACGGAGGCGCGCGUGCAGGUCUGGUUCCAGAAUCGCCGAGCCAAAUGGAGGAAGAGCGAAAGACUGAAAGAAGAACAGAGAAAGAGAGAAGUGGUAGAAGGAGACCCAAACGCCAACACUCAGACACAGAGCGAGCCCGCAGACGAGGGCGAGGGCGCCACCAGCAGCCUGGAGGUCGCCUCGCCGCCUUCGCCCGGCUCCCCGCCUUCGUCGCGCCCGCACACGCCCACUCACGGCCACGCCCCCGCUACCUCCGCCGCCGCCGCCGCAUCCUCCUCCAGCGGCGACGAUUUCCCCGCCCAUCCCUCGCCCUCGGAGCCUCACGCCCACAUCCACCGCCACCACCACGUCCUGCAUCACGCCCUCUCGUCCACGUCCUCAGCCACGCCCCCUCCCCACGCCCCGAACCUGGAACAAGACGUCGACAGCCAAUCCGUGGCCUCCCCUCUGAGCUACGACCACGCUCGCUCCGCCUACGACGAGGAGGAGAGGUCGGGAUUGGCGGAGGAGGGCGGUGGGCGGGACCUCGGAGUGAUGGGGGCGGGCCGUCUGGAGGAGGAGGGGGAUGAGCGCGAAGAACCGCCCACCCCUCCGCCCAAACCUUUAUCUUCGCCCAAGACAGAAGAGCGCCGACUGGAAGGGGCGGCAACAUCCCCUGGCCCCACCCCUCUCGGUGACGUCACGUCUACGUCACAUCUCUCUCCACCACUCAUACGACCUCCAGUGUCCAUGAGCGGCGCGGUGGGCGAGGCCAUAGGCGGGUCGAGCUUCACGCCACACUUGUUUCCUUCGCUCAUAGACAGAUUGAAUAUAUUAAUUCUAAUUCUGUCUUCUGUGCUCCCCUCGACAGGUUUCCCGGGACUGUGCUCGUGCUGUCCCAUUAAGCCUCCCUCCUUCAACCCGCUCUCCAGCCUCGGCUCCGCCUCCUCAUUGGCCAACCCGCUCUCGUCACUAACCAAUCAGACACCUUCCCUCGCAUCCUUGGCCAGUCACCAGACGCCGCCGCCGCCGCCGGCCCUGGCCUCGCUGGCCAAUCACAACUCACCCUCGCUGGCCUCCCUCGGCGCCGCAGCGGCCGCCGCCGCCGCAGCCUCGGCCUCGGCGGCUGCGGCGGCCUCGGACCCGCGCAGUUCGAGCGUGGCGGAACUGCGGCGAAAAGCGCAGGAGCACUCUGCGGCUGUCCUGCAGAGCCUGCAGCACGCCGCCUCCCUGCACAGCCUGCACCAGAGCCUGCAGCACCACCAGCAUCAGCAGCACCACCACAGCGCCUCUUCCACAGCCCUCAGCAUCGAGAACCUUCUGAAGAGCGACCCUUCCCCGCCCGCGGCCCCGCUCCUGGCCGCGGACAGGGACGCCGCGCAGCAGUAG